Molecule: messenger RNA, 2267 nt
Organism: Exophiala xenobiotica
Lineage: Eukaryota; Fungi; Ascomycota; Eurotiomycetes; Chaetothyriales; Herpotrichiellaceae
Exons: 3
Coding region: 414-1811 (465 amino acids)
Biological process (GO): positive regulation of proteasomal ubiquitin-dependent protein catabolic process; protein polyubiquitination; ubiquitin-dependent protein catabolic process
Cellular component (GO): cytoplasm; ubiquitin ligase complex
Molecular function (GO): ubiquitin conjugating enzyme binding; ubiquitin protein ligase activity
Source: RefSeq, a predicted model, not a curated record
CAUCACCCACGCUCACCCUAUCCUCAGAUACCUCGGUGGGAGUGAUGCGACAGGCAAAGCUGAAAGUGCUUGCGAAGACCCUUCUUGGCUCACACGAAGCUUUGCGAGUCUCGAUGAAAGAAGUCCAUUACAGUCCAUCAAAUGGCCCUUCCACAACCGUUAUUAAACUGCUCACAGAUGGGUGACAGGUGGUCUUAGACUCUCUGAGCCGGAUCAAUGACUUAUACCGAAGUGAAGGUCAAGUAAAUCCAUGGAAGAGUAUGUCUCAGGUGACGCAUUCACUGCUCUCAGUCACGCUCAGUGAUAAGAUGAAGGUCAGUUCGACUUGCGCUUCUGUAGACAAAUUGCUUCACAUACGACAUUCUUCUGUUUGCAACAUGCGGCUUCGUAUGCUGUGCUGACUCUACAUCCACAUGAUGUUGUCGUUAUCCAAAUUUCUCGCUUGGUCGCGUUCGUUGACAUGGAACAAACCUGAUUCCGGAGCGUGGGCACGAGGACCUGAUAGCAGGACUCUGUUGAAUCGUGACUAUCAACCAAGAACCAUGGAAAACGACGACUGGGACGCGGAGAUCGCUCGAGUCGCAUUCACCCAGCAACUACAAGACAUUGGAAACGCGUUGCGAACCAUUCCUGAAUCAUCCAAGUAUGCGGCGACGUUAAGAAAUGAAGCAGCCGCGAUUAACCUGCAGAUGCAAGAGGUGGAAGCCUUAGAGGCACGUCGAACAAGUCAGAGAAUGCAGCAUAGUAUGUACCGUGCUAUGCUCUCUGACCUUCCUCAGCUGGGCGAUUUGGGAAAUCGACAGGGUUCUACACCUGUUCGCCGCCGAGGCCAAGGACGAGCUGGUGAAACUGGCAACUGCGAAGACUGUAGAGUCAACCCCGAUGGAAGCACCCGACUCGAGGACUACAUCGAGCGGCUGAAGCUGGAUGAACAAGCGAGAAGAGAGUGUUACAUUUGCGCCGACCAGGUACUGUACUCUGAGAGCGUCGUUUUUGGUGAAUGUCCUCACUCCUGGUGUCAUGGCUGUCUGAGACGCGCAUUCGACUUGGCCAUCAAGAGUCAUGGCGGAUAUCCCGUACGAUGCUGUGUGCAGAUCCAGUCUAUUUCGCUUGACAACCCUGAUGUUGCUCUCGCUCUGGGAGACAAGAUGAUCAGUGACGCGAAGGCAAAGAUCAUGGAGUAUACACCAAAGAUCGAACCUACUGUCAUCAACAGACAUGCUCUGCCUUCAUCCCUGCCAGAUACGAUCUCGGAUCGCAUGGCCACGUGCCCGACCUGUCAGCAGCGCACAUGUGCCAGCUGCAAAGGACCAUAUCAUGAGAAGCCAGACUGUUCAGCCGUCAAUGACGAAGCUUUUGAGCAUUGGCGAGACGAGAAUGGCGCUGCAACCUGCCCAGGCUGUCAUCACGCCGUCGAGAUCACCUAUGGAUGCAAUCAUAUGAAAUGCCUGUGCGGGAUGGAGUUCUGCUACGAAUGUAGCGUUACCUGGAAAAAUUGCUCAUGUUCACGGUGGCACGUAGAUCGCCUGUAUGAUCGAGCUGCACAAGUAGCCGAGCGUCAGGGUCGGCCUGCCAAUACUGAACAAGUUGCCAGAGAAUUGCAAACAGAGGAAGACUGCCGACACAAUGACUGGACCCGAUCUGAUCUUAAUCGCUUCGCUGGCGACGAAAGAUAUGAAAUGAGUCGCUGCCGAGAUUGUGGUUGGCAUGCCAACGAUUUCUUGUGGCAGUGCGACGGGCGCGCGAUGCGGGUAUGCUCCAGAUGUCGACGCGACUACAGAGACUUCGACCACUAUCGGGACGAGUACUAAAACGCAAUCUGCAACAAUUCAGUGUGCAACGGCAACAUGUCUUGAUCCUUGGUACAACCGCGAGAGAGAUGGCCUUCAGCACGGCCGUCACCCUUGAGACAUUGGGAGGAGUGGCACUCACGAACCCGCGAUAUCGAUUGGCUACUGCGUGGUCAGACUGCUAAGCGGUUGAACGUCCACUAGUUGGCAGUGAUGAUGGAAUUGGUGGUUGCCGGCUGGCAUCUCAAGUCCAAGGUCGGCCUGAGAAGAAGUCCGUCGAGAAUGAGGAGAGUUGAUUAGAGAGGUCCCGGUGUUUUUGCGGUCAUACUGGGAUAGGACAUCAUGCGGAAGACACGCCUUUCAUAAUGUACGAAAGGAGAGACAGCGAAAGAGAGUUGGAAGGACAAUAGCACCGAAAUCCAGCUUGAAUUACUCGAGAAAGCCUGACACCUGACUCUGUUCGAGACUAGCGCCGUC